AUGGUGAUCCUGGGCAAUGACUACAAAAUGUCGGCCGCCGAACAGCCGGCUGACGCGAUUCAUGUAGACGAAAUCGACCAUUUCAACGGUAAAUUUUUGAAAGUUUUAAAGUUUUUUAACUGUUUUAGGUAUGAAAUUUAAAAUUUAAGGAUUUGGAAUGCUAAUAAAAAGUUUUUGCAUUGUUUAGAACAAGUUAUAACGAGUUUUGUCAUAAGAAUGAGCAAAAAACCAAAAAUUUUUCUAUUUUAAAAUUUCAAAAAUUAAAAAAAAAAUUUUUUUAAUUUUUUUUCUAGUUUUCUAGUUGUUUUGAACCUAUAAAAGUCAACUAUUACCUAUUUUAUACCUAAUUUACCAUAAAACCCAUAAAAUGAUGAGCUGCAGCCUGCGCGCAGUAAGCCGACAUAGGGCGCAGCAUAAAUUUCGUUUUAUUUUUUAUCAGUGAAAAUUUUAACAAUUUACCAAAGAACGUUAACAAAACAUUUUUCUUGAAGGUUUUUAAAACCAAAAAAAAGCAAAAUUAAAGUUUUCGAAAUGCUUAGUAAUGUCUAUGCUUUCAGAUGACUGGACUCCGCCAUUUGCCUUCCGUGACGGUGUCAAGAUACGCACGGACCAGAAAAUCACCGACUUUUACACGAUCUACGAAGAGAUUGGAGAGUAAGUUUGGUAUUUUUUGUUUAGUUUUAAUGAUUUUAGGGAGUUAUGGCAGAAUUUGUGAAUUUGGGGAUAUUUAUGUAGAGUGGGUUACAGGUUUUUGGUCAUAACUUGUGUUGUGGUAGAGGGAGAUGAAAGUUGAUUUGUGUGAUUGAAGGAAGACUAAAUUUGCUACAAAAUGAGUAUAAGUUCAAUGGAUUUAAUUUUGUAUCUUAUUUUAAAAUUUUCUUGUUAACUUUUUUGAUCUUUGGAUAUAUUGAGGUAGCGUGGGAUGUUUUCGAUCACAACGUUUGUUCUAACAAACAUACAUACAAGGUCUAUAGUGAAAAUUACAACUUUUUAAAUUCUCUAUUAUAAAAGUAUGAAAACCGUAAUUAUCUGCUUUUAUUUUACCUUAAAUUUCUUGUUAUAGAGGAAAAUUUGGAAAAGUUUUUCGCUGCGUCGAAAAAGAAACGGGUCUAACUUUGGCGGCCAAGUUCAUCAAGCUCAGGAAGGAUGCGGACUUGGCCAAAGUGGAAAAAAGAAGUAGGUCAUCUUGUAGUUUAUUGUUGUUUAAUUUGAUUUUUUUCAAAUUAUUUUACCUUGAGUUAUGAGCAAUAUUAUCUUAGGGUUCAGGAUCUUCAAAUUUUGUGGUUUUUGUUGGGUUUUUCAGCCCAAAUUGGUUAUAUUUGA
Molecule: messenger RNA, 1323 nt
Organism: Bursaphelenchus okinawaensis
Lineage: Eukaryota; Metazoa; Nematoda; Chromadorea; Rhabditida; Aphelenchoididae
Source: the annotation of a GenBank genome assembly